AUUCAGGCGGUCAAUGCCUGAUAUGAAUAAUGGCCGCCUUCGUAGCGAUGGCCGGAACGGAAAAUAACACAAAAGGCAUGUUAGAGGUUUUCAGUUGACUGGAAAGACUGCGAGGCGCCGGUUAGCCCUUCCUACCCCCUUUACCGGACGGAUGGGUGGAGGGGGUUUCGCCAAAAGAUACAAGAAACGAAAAGAGACUUUAAAGGAGUAUAGUGAAAGCUAAGUGGGGAGCUAGCGCUAGCUGGCUAACAACACAGUUGUCACUACCGGGGAACGAACCCGAGGAACCACAACAGCUGUGUGUCGGAAGGCCUGAAUGAAACGGUGACUCCGCUGACUGAUCAAACCGCCGGCCUGUCGCUAAUAUGAGCGGACCGGGUCAGGACAGCGAGCCUGAGGCGAAAGUCCUGCUUAUAAAGCGGCUUUACAGGGCUGUGGUGGAAUCUGUGCACAAGCUGGAUGUCAUCAUCGGCAGCAAGUCAUCGUACAGAGAAGUCUUCAAGCCGGAGAACAUCAGCCUCCGGAACAAGCUGAGAGAGCUGUGUGUGAAGUUGAUGUUUCUUCAUCCCGUCGACUAUGGCCGCAAGGCUGAGGAGCUGCUCUGGAGGAAGGUUUACUAUGAGGUCAUCCAGGUUAUCAAGACAAACAAGAAGCACAUCCACAGUCGGAGCGCCCUAGAGUGUGCUUACAGAACUCACCUCAUCGCCGGCGUGGGUUUCUACCAACAUCUGCUGCUCUACAUCCAAUCACAUUACCAGCUGGAGCUGCAGGACUGCAUCGAUUGGACGCACGUCACCGAUCCUCUCAUUGGUCGAAAGAAGCCGGUCUCCGCCUCGCCCAGAGAGAUGGAGUGGGCUCAGAUGGCCUGUCAUCGCUGUCUGGUCUACCUCGGAGAUCUGGCUCGCUAUCAGAAUGAACUUGCUGGAGUAGAAGCUGAACAGCUGGCAGAGAGAUUUUACCACCAAGCCUUGUCUGUAGUGCCCCAUGUUGGAAUGCCUUUUAACCAACUGGGAACACUAGCUGGGAGCAAGUUCUACAACGUUGAAGCAACCUACUACUACUUACGAUGCAUCCAAUCAGAUACUCCGUUUGAGGGCGCCUAUGGCAACCUGAAGCGCCUGUUCGACAAGGCAGCCAAGAUGUACCACCAGGUGAAGAAGCAGGAGAUGAAGAAGCUGUCCCCGUCCCGCCAAAGAUCCAAAGACAUCAAGCGUCUCCUGGUGAGCUUCAUGUACCUUCAGAGUCUGCUGCAGCCCAAAAACAGUUUGAUGGAGACGGAGCUGACUUCUCUCUGCCAGUCGGUGCUGGAGGACUUCAACCUGGUCCUCUUUUAUCUUCCGGCUCCAACACACGGGGGCGCCCCGCCCUGUCCAAGCGAGGAAGAGGAGGAGCAGCCGCAGCACAGCGACAGCUCCUAUCCCGUUCUGCCUGACAACCUCAUCUUCAAGAUGGUGGUUACUUGCCUGAUGGUGGUUCACAGCCUUAAGAGAGGAGGAUCAAAGCAGUACAGCGCCUCAAUAGCUUUCACUCUGGCCCUGUUUUCACACCUCGUGAACCACGUGAACAUCCGGCUGCAGGCCGAGCUGGAGGACGGGGAGAGCCAGGUGCCUCCGCUUCACACCGACGCUGCAGAUGACCUUGAGAUGAGAGAUUUGUCGAUUGCAGAGGUGGAUCCUUCCAGGGAGAAGCCUCUGCAGAAUGGCUCUCUAGAGCAGGAGGAUGAGGAGGACAAGGAUGAAGACGGCGGUGAGCGAGCCAAAGUUAAAAAGCUCAGCAGUGAAGAAGAAGACCAGCGGAAGACUGAGGAGGAGAAACAGAGGCAGAAGAAGAAGUACACCCGCCUGUCUCAGCUGCGCCGCCGUCGCUGCGCACACAAAGGUGGUCCAGGAGAGGACGAAAGCGAUCUGAGCGAAGGAUUCGAGAGCGAAGAGGACGAGGAAGAUGAUGAAGGAGGAAGGGUCCGCGCUGAUUCGAUGGGCGGAACGGCAGCGGACGAGCCGCUUAACCCUGGAUCUGGGACGAAGGAGAUGAGGAGGGAUGCCCUGGGUGAGGAAGGCGGCUGGGAAAGCGGCUCUGAGGAAGAGGAAGGAGGAACAGCUUUUGAUGUGGAGACCGACUCCGACAUGAACAGCCAAGAGUCCCGCUCAGACCUGGAAGACAUCGAGGAAAGCGAAAACACAGAGGGUCAGGCCCAGCAGCACGAGGAGGACGAGGAAGACCAACCCAAGGCAAAGGGAGAAGAGAGGGAUGGGGAGACUCCUCCAAGCUCCAACGGGCCCCUGGUGCAAAGCGACUCCAGCAUCAGCAGCAACCUGCAGGCCAUGUCCUCCCAACUCUUCCAGUCCAAACGCUGCUUCCGCCUGGCUCCGACGUUCAGCAACAAGCUCCUGAGGCCUGCUCCCGCUUCUUCUUUGGGAAUUCCUGCCCCCACGGAAACCUCUGCUCCUCCCUCCCAGGAGACGCCCCCUCCUCCUGGAGAUUUACACUGCGACCUGAACCCUGGUACUGCCAACGGAACAAACGACAAUGAGCUCGGCUCUGACUCAGAGGAAAGUCAGCACAGCACCCAGUCUGCACACAGUGAAAAAACCCUAUUGGAGAAGCUGGAGAUUUUGACCAAUCAGGGCUUAAUGCAGAUCGUGAAGGUCUUCAUCGAUUGGCUCAGGACAAACACAGAUAUUAUCCUCAUGUGUGCACAGAGUUCCCAGAGCUUGUGGAACCGUCUGUCUGUUUUGUUAAACCUCCUUCCAGAUGGCAGCAAGAUGCUCGAGGCUGAUCUGGGGUUGAACGCAGAGGUGACAGAAAUGUUAAAGGAGUGCGAACAGCCGGGAUUGGUCCAGGCUCUGCUGCUGCCGGAAGACGUGGCUCUGCAACACCUCCCCGCUCUCGGUGUAGCUCACCGCCGCCUGGACUUUACUCGACGCAACACCUCCCUCACUCCCCUGCAGGAGUGUGUGGUGCGAGUCUGUUGCAUCCGCAGUUUUGGCCACUUCCUGACAAAUCUCCAAGGCAACGUCCUGCACUUCAACCCAGAGGCGGGCAUCUUCACCAGCAUCAGCCAGUCGGAGCAGGAUAAUCUGGUGCAACAGGCCAAGGCCCAGUUCAGGAUGGCUGAAGAGGAAGCUCGUAGGAAUCGUUUAAUGAGAGACAUGGCCCAGCUUCGACUCCAGUUAGAGGUUUCACAGCUAGAGGGCAGCCUUCAGCAGCCUAAAGCUCAGUCCUCCAUGUCUCCUUAUCUUGUUCCUGAUGCCGCCGCCCUCUGCCAGCAUCUAAACCUCAUCAGACAGCUGGCUGGCAGCGGCUGCUUCAUCAUCAUCAUCCCAAGAACAGUGAUUGACGGAUUGGACCGGUUAAAAAAGGAAAAUCCGGGUGCGAGAGACGGCAUUCGCUUUCUGGAGUCGGAGUUCCGCAAAGGCAACAGGUACAUACGCUGUCAGAAGGAGUCUGGUCGCACUUUUGAAAGAGACAAACUCAAACGGCAGGACAUGGAAGCUUGGCAUCUGUAUAAGAUGGUGGACAGCUGCCGCCAGCUGACGGUGUCCCAGAGCAACGGAGACGAAGACACGGCCGGCAUGGUGACCAUCCUGACAGGCCAUGAUGUAGACGAGCUCUGCUCUCGGUCUGCAGCCAUGAAGUCAGCGACUCAGGCCGCUUCCUCCGCAGGCAUGGAGCUGAAGAACAUCGCAGAGUUUUACCGUCAGUGGAAGGAGAUCGGCUGAAAGCUCAAAGGGGGGCAGCUGUCUGUGCUGCGAGCAGCUGAUCGAUCACAACACUCGCUCCCUCUCUCUCUCCCACUCUUUUGCUCUGUGUGUAUCUGCGUCUCCAAAAAGGAAACAAAACUCCAAAGAAAGCUGGAUGGAAGAGUUAAAAGGUUUUUUUUAAGAGGGCCGGACACGGAAAUAAAGCAGAGUUCAAAAAAUAAAAUAAAAAAAUGUAAAAAAGCAAAAGAAGAAACGCAGGCAAAACGACGCUAUAAGCAGCAGCCGAUCUCCCACCUCUCAGUUUGUUAAACAUAAAGCGUGAGCGCCUGCAGCGGUCAGUGGGGGGGGAGGAAACGGUGGGAAGGGCGCUGCAGAGAUUCAGGUGCCCCUGGUUCACCUCUAACCAGGAAUACACUGUAUAUGUUAGCAAACGAGUACAUUUGUGUUGAGAGAAACCGCACACAAACUCAUUCACGCUAAGAUGAAUCCAUAUAGAUUUUUAGAGCAGUGGUCUGGAUGUCCCUUCCCUCUUUCCUUCAGUAUGAUUUCCUGGAACAGGGUCAGGAAUGUGAGUCUGGUUGGGCGACAGGAAGCGGCGCAGCCCGACGUCCGUCGCUCAGAAACAAGCCGGGCGCCUCCUAAUUCAACGGCUUUAAGGAAGGAUUAUAGAAAACAGACUUUUUGUUUUUCUUCUGUCUUUAUUUUGCUUUUCAGAUAUUUUUUUUUCCUUUUUUGUGGUGUACCUUUGUGACCAGCGAUGUAUGUUUUGUGCUUUUCUUGUCUGAGAAAAGAAAGGAAAAAAAA
Cyprinodon tularosa is the source of this 4505-nucleotide messenger RNA. RefSeq names its product SMG5 nonsense mediated mRNA decay factor (gene smg5). The transcript is spliced from 22 exons. Gene Ontology annotation, cellular component: telomerase holoenzyme complex. The record is from RefSeq and is a predicted model, not a curated record. Gene Ontology annotation, molecular function: protein binding; telomerase RNA binding; telomeric repeat DNA binding. Bases 366 to 3719 code for a protein of 1117 amino acids. Gene Ontology annotation, biological process: nuclear-transcribed mRNA catabolic process, nonsense-mediated decay. NCBI's taxonomy places the organism in Eukaryota, Metazoa, Chordata, Actinopteri, Cyprinodontiformes, Cyprinodontidae.